AUGGACUUAUCUAAUGACUUCGAGCCAGUCAGGGCAGAAGAUGCACAUGCCGACAAACAAGCUUUGACAGAAGAGACCUCCAGCCCUGUCGACUCCCAAGCCUCAACCCUGCCAGUAGUGAAGUCUUUCACACAAGACUCUUACAAACCACUUCGCCCCAGCAUCUACGGUAGUAAAAGGGGCAUUCGGCUUGAAAACGGGCUCUGGCUAGGCGCUGGAAUGUCUCGCCAGUACUUAAUUGACGGUAUCCCCAUAGCCGGCGUGAUCAACGAACAUGGAAUCCCCCGACCAUCUCUCCGAGGCCCCGGCAUCUGGCCAUGCGAAGAGACGAUUGAAGAAAUCACCCGAAUGAUCGAAUGCAACGAUCUGUCUGCUCUACGAGAAGAAAGGUCACUUCUUCAUCUUGGAGGACCUCGAUUCAAUCAACUACGUUCCGAGUACGUUUGGAUUGCUCUUCGACAGCACGAGGAUGGGACAUUUGUGCUGUCAAAAGCGGCCAGAGAUAGACUUGUGCCUAAUUGGCGUGAGCUCUUGAGCCCUGAGAACAAUGCGCCGAUGCCAACCACGUUUGAUAUGCGCUACUAUCGACCUGGUGUGGCGUAUUGGCGUGAUGAAGAGUCCAGUGUGGACACAAUCAUAAAGUAUUUGAGGACGCUCAGCUCGGAUGUAGCUUGUCUUUCUCACCAGGUCGAAAGAAUCAAGCUGGAUCUUGUGAAGCCCUUGGACAUGGCCAGUGAUUCGGCCACGCCGGGUCGACAGGGAAAGUCGGGGAUGCGUCAGGGAACUUUGAGCUGGCGAGUGUGUUAG
Penicillium oxalicum is the source of this 807-nucleotide messenger RNA. RefSeq lists its product as uncharacterized. The transcript has a single exon. Lineage: Eukaryota; Fungi; Ascomycota; Eurotiomycetes; Eurotiales; Aspergillaceae. Bases 1 to 807 code for a protein of 268 amino acids. The record is from RefSeq and is a predicted model, not a curated record.